This is a messenger RNA of Rhinichthys klamathensis goyatoka, 1644 nucleotides long. RefSeq names its product aarF domain-containing protein kinase 1-like. Gene Ontology annotation, biological process: lipid homeostasis; mitochondrion organization. The transcript is spliced from 8 exons. Gene Ontology annotation, cellular component: mitochondrial inner membrane. NCBI's taxonomy places the organism in Eukaryota, Metazoa, Chordata, Actinopteri, Cypriniformes, Leuciscidae. Bases 161 to 1351 code for a protein of 396 amino acids. The record is from RefSeq and is a predicted model, not a curated record.
ACAGGCGUUCGGCGGAAAGGCUCCGGGACCUGUGUUGUAUGAACAGAGGCACCUUCAUUAAAGUAGGUGCAGCACCUGGGAGCCCUGGACUACCUCCUGCCUGAGGAGUACACCAGCACACUGACUGAAGAUCCUGCACAGCAGAGCGCCUCAGAGCAGUAUGGAGGAGAUCAGGCAGGUCAUACGAGAAGACCUGAGAAAAGAGCUCAGCGAUCUUUUCAUCCAGUUUGACGAGAAACCUCACGGGGCCGCCUCCCUCGCUCAGGUCCACAAAGCAGUACUUCCAGAUGGGAGGACGGUGGCAGUGAAAGUACAGCAUCCCAAGGUCCAGCAGCAAAGCUCCAAGGACAUUGUUGUGAUGGAGUUUCUCCUUCAGGUUGUCCACUGGUUGUUUCCGGACUUUGCUUUUAUGUGGCUGGUGGAAGAGGCCAAGAAGAACCUGCCUCUGGAGCUGGACUUUCUCAAUGAGGGCCGAAACGCUGAGAAAAUAGCAGACAUGCUCAGGAAGUUCAACUUUUUGAAGAUCCCAAAGAUUCACUGGGAUCUUUCUACCAAGCGCAUUCUAACCAUGGACUUUGCAGAGGGUGGUCAGGUCAAUGACCGGGAGUACAUGAGGAAACACGGCAUCAAUGUCAAUGAGAUCUCCCAGAACCUUGGCAAGAUAUACAGUGAGAUGAUAUUCGUCAACGGAUUUGUGCACUGCGAUCCUCACCCCGGCAACGUGCUGGUGCGAAAGUGUCCUGAAAGCAAUAAGACGGAAAUUGUGUUACUCGAUCACGGCCUGUAUCAGGUGCUGAACCAGGACUUCAGGCUGGACUACUGCAGGCUGUGGCAGAGUUUGAUAAAGGGAGACUUGAAAGGCAUAGAGCGUUACAGUAAGCGUCUGGGCACAGGGGAUCUCUACCCUCUGUUCGCUUGUGUCCUCACCGCCCGCUCAUGGACAUCAGUUAAUGCUGGCAUCAGCCAGACGCCUGUCACUCAAUCUGAGGAUGUGGAGAUCCGAACAAAUGCAGCGCUGUACCUCCCUCAGAUCAGUGAGCUGCUGAACAGGGUUCCCCGACAGAUGCUGCUGCUUCUGAAAACCAACGACCUGCUGAGAGGCAUCGAGACCAUCCUGCAGACCAGAGCCAGUUCCAGCUCCUUUAUCAAUAUGUCCCGCUGCUGUACCCGUGCCAUUGCCAGGCACAAGAGGAAUAAAAGCAAGUCUCGGAGCAGGCGGCUGCGGAUCUCGCUGUCUGAGUGUUGGUCUCUGUGCCAGAUAGACCUGUAUGAACUGGUGUUGUGGCUCCGCAGCUCCACGCUGGUCAGAUGGGUCUGCUACCUCUUCAGCUGCCUGCCGUGUCCAAACUGAGAGGCUUGAACCACGCCAUAACGCCCUCUGCAUUGAACUCCGCACUCUGCCAAGUGCAUUAUGGGUUGAUCAUGGACCGUUUUUAAUGAAUGCUGGAAGUAAAGCAAACAAAUGAAAGUAAAAUCAUCGUUUUUUAACUAUUAAAAGAAAAGGUCACUGAAAAGCCACUGAUCACAUGAUUAACCAGUCAUGUUAGUGCAGUAUGUGUUAGAGCAAAUGCUCCGUGCAUGAUUAUUCUUCUUCAUAGUAUCUAACUGAUGUUUUUCACAGUAGUGUUAGUUUGGAUUAUGCAA